AAUCUCUUUUAAAUUGACGAAGACUUAGCUUAUUAUUUAUUCACCACCCUAGUCCUCUGGACUUAAUUAACCAACUCUUCAAAGAUAUUCUUUCUAAAGAGCAAAAUGGGUGAUCAUCAAAUAGUUAUUGAUCUUUUAACACCCAACGCGACUUCAACUGAAUCAACUCAUGAACGAAGGAAACCUUCCCGUCAUCUCCUUUCUAGUGAGCUCACUCUCCUUCACCUGCUCUUUCGCAUAUUCUUUGAGGGAUAAUAGUAUAUUCGUCCUUGAGGUUUGCUGAAAGAGAAAAUUCAAACCUUUAUCUCAACAAUUGUGUGCCUCUUUAUAAGGCUGCAUUAAAAGGUGACUGGACAAGUGCCAAAAAAUUGUUAGAAAAAGAUCCAACGAUGUUAUGUGCCAGUAUCACAAAGGGACAUGAAACUGUUCUUCAUAUUGCGGCAGGAGCCAAACAAACUGGCUUUGUAGAGGAGCUGAUAAAGUUGAUGCAACCGAAAGACCUGACUCUGCCGGACCAAAAAGGAAACACGGCCUUUUGUUGCGCCGCUGCAGCAGGAGCUGCCGGAAUUGCUAGGAUUAUGUUGAAGAAGAAUCCCGAUCUUUUGACAAUUCGAGGUGGUGAAAAGAUGAUGCCUGUGUUUUUGGCUGCUCUUUUAGCACAAGCGGAGAUGACAUAGUUUUUAUAUGAUGAAUUAUCUCAAGCGAAUCAUGUUUUCAAGUGGAACAACGAAGUUGCUCCAUUUUUCACUUGUCUCAGCAAUGGUUUAUAUGAUCUCGCAUUAAAAAUGCUAAAGGAUGAUCCAGAAUUAGCUGUGGCACGUGAUAUAAAUUGUGAGACUGCCUUACAUGUUUUGGCCCGAAAACCUUCAAUAUUUUCCAACAAAAAUCAAGUCUCAGGAUUAAUGAAGUUGAAUCGCAACAAGGAUUUUGAAUCAAAUCCAGCUCUUCAAUUAGUCAAAUGCCUGUGGGAAGAAAUGUUAAAACAAUAUGACUUGGAGCUAGCAAAUCUAACACAAACACCUUCAAAAUUCAUUUUUGAGGCUGCAAAAUUCGGAAAUUCCCAAUUUUUGGCUGAGCUCAUUGGCCGUUAUCCUGAUUUGAUGUAUCAACUUGAUGAACAUGGUUACAGUAUAUUUCACAUUGCAGUUCUAUACCGUCAUGCCAACGUAUUCAACCUAAUAUAUGAGAUAGGUUUCACUAAGGAGUUGUUUGUGACUUGUGAAGAUGAGGAUCAGCAGAACAAUAUAUUGCAUUUGGCUGCAAAAUUACCACAUCCAAGUAGAAUUGGUAUCGUAUCAGGUGCAGCUCUACAAAUGCAGCAAGAAUUAUUAUGGUUUAAGGAGAUAGAAAAAAUAGUGCAACCUUCCUUCCUAGAAAAGAAAAACUCAAAUGGCCAAACACCUCAAGAGUUAUUCACUCAGGAGAACAAAGAGUUAUUGAAAAGCGGAGAACAAUGGAUGAAGAAUACUUCUAACUCAUGUAUGUUUGUUGCAACAAUCAUUACCACUAUAAUUUUUGCAACGGUUUUUAGUGUACCAGGUGGUAACGAUAGUAGUAAAGGAUUACCUCUUCAUCUGAAAGAGACAUGGUUUCAAGUUUUUGUCAUAUCAGAUGCAAUCGCAUUGUCCUCCUCUUCUAUCUCAAUCCUGAUGUUUUUGUCGAUCCUUACAUCGCGGUAUAUAGAAGAUGAUUUUCUUGAGUUGUUACCAUUUAAAUUGAUGGUUGGACUCUCUAUACUCUUCAUAUCCAUAAUCACCAUGAUGGUAGCUUUUAGCACAACCCUUUUAUUAGCUUAUCAUGAUAGAUUAAAUUGUGUCACCAUGGUUACUAGUGUAGUUGCGUUUGUACCAGCCAUUCUAUAUGCUAUGUUGCAGUAUCCUCUCUUUGGAGAUAUAUUUUUUUCAACAUACCAUUCUAGGUUUUUGUUUAAACCAAGUAAACCCAUGUUCUAAUUUGCUUGAACUUGAAAGUUUAUUGUAUUGUAUUAAUCAUGCAAUAAUUUUUUUCUCCUUAAAGUAAUU
Molecule: messenger RNA, 2021 nt
Organism: Pistacia vera
Lineage: Eukaryota; Viridiplantae; Streptophyta; Magnoliopsida; Sapindales; Anacardiaceae
Product: ankyrin repeat-containing protein NPR4-like
Exons: 5
Coding region: 786-1952 (388 amino acids)
Source: RefSeq, a predicted model, not a curated record